GUGUAGUUUCCUACCUUACUAAUGUCUCUGAUCAGAUGGUAUCUCCGGUCCAUGAGUGGCAAGACCUAAGCUAUCACUGGACGCAUAAAGGACUUUGCUAAAUUAGCAGAGACAAGGAAAAUGGCGACCACAUUAGAUGGGACUGAGACUGUGGGUGAGGCUGAAGGAACCACACCUUAUGACUAUGAUGGGUCACUGCCAUGUGAAAAAAUCAACAUCAAGAUGCUGGCGGCCCAGUUCCUGCCCCCACUGUAUUCUCUGGUGGUCGUGAUUGGUCUGCUGGGCAAUCUGAUGGUGGUGGUGAUCCUCACAAAAUACAAGAGGCUCCGGAUUAUGACCAACAUCUUCCUGUUCAAUUUGGCAAUUUCUGACUUGCUCUUUCUUUUCACUCUGCCAUUCUGGAUUCACUACGUUUGGCGGGAUGAGUGGGUUUUUGGCCAUCACAUGUGUAAGUUCCUCAUUGGGCUUUGUUACACGGGCUUGUACAGCGAGAUCUUUUUCAUCAUCCUGUUGACGCUAGACCGGUAUCUGGCCAUCGUCCACGCUGUGUUUGCCCUUCGAACCCGGACCGUCACUUUUGGCAUCAUAACCAGUGUCUUCACCUGGGGCCUGGCAGGGCUAGCAGCCCUCCCUGAAUUUAUCUUCCAUGGGUUCCAAGAGGAAUUUGGUCAGUAUGUCUGCCUUCCUUUCUACCCAGAAACAGCAGAAAAUAUCUGGAAGAGUACCCAUGUUCUGAGAAUGAAUAUCUUGAGUCUCGCUCUGCCUUUGCUCAUUAUGGCUGUCUGCUACUCAGGAAUCAUUAAAACACUGCUGAGAUGCCCUAACAAGAAAAAGUACAAGGCCAUCCGGCUCAUUUUUGUCAUCAUGGUGGUCUUUUUUGUUUUCUGGGCACCUUACAACCUGGUUCUCUUUUUCUCCACUUUUCAAACAACCUUCCUUGGGACCAGCUGUGAUCAGAGCAAACAGCUGGACAUGGCCCUGCUGGUGACAGAGAUGAUCGCCUACACGCACUGCUGUGUCAACCCUGUGAUCUACGCAUUUGUUGGCGAGAGGUUCCAGAAGAACCUCCACCACUUUUUCCACACGUACGUGGCCAUCUACCUGUGCAAAUACAUCCCAUUCCUUCCUAGUGAGAAAUUGGAAAGAGCCAGCUCUGUAUCCCCAUCAACAGGGGAGCAGGAACUCUCUGCUGCAUUUUAGGUCAGAUGCAGAAAAUCGCCUCUAGAAGAUGCGCUGGGCAGAUGAAGCAAACACAUUAAGUCAAUCACAUUGACCUCUACGCCAGUCCUUUGAACUUCCAGUGCAACACUGAAGCACUUGAAGACAUUAAAAUAUGUACACAAAGGUGGCAGUGUAUUUAUGCACCCCAAAGUCAUUACCAAAGGUCAAAGGCUGGGCAGUUGACUAAUCAUCAACCCUUAAAAGUAGAGCUUUGCUUGAUUCUCUGAAGAUUUACAGACAUUUUAAUGCAUCUGAAUGUUAGAUAGUUACUAUAUGCAGCUACAAAUGGGUAAAACUCUUUAUAUUUUAAAACUUCA
Equus quagga is the source of this 1538-nucleotide messenger RNA. It is a transcript of the gene CCR3, whose product is annotated as C-C motif chemokine receptor 3. NCBI's taxonomy places the organism in Eukaryota, Metazoa, Chordata, Mammalia, Perissodactyla, Equidae. The transcript has 2 exons. The coding region runs from base 121 to 1200 and encodes 359 amino acids. The record is from RefSeq and is a predicted model, not a curated record. Gene Ontology annotation, biological process: G protein-coupled receptor signaling pathway; inflammatory response; chemotaxis. Gene Ontology annotation, cellular component: cytoplasm; membrane. Gene Ontology annotation, molecular function: C-C chemokine receptor activity.